AUGCCCGCUCUCACAGUCAACACCGACAACCCCCCUGCCAACCCUCCUUCCCCAACCCGACCGCCUAUCUCUCCCAUCACUCCUCCGUUACGUCCAACGCAACUUCCCGGGACAGAAGCCGCCAGCGCCGCCAGUCGCUCAAGUCUUGCGCAUUCGCAGCCAGACCAGACUGGCAUACCCCCACCGGCGCCCCAACCGAUAGCCUUCCAUUCAAACCCGGACGUUAUUGCGCUCAAGUCUGCGAUUUCUAUCUUGCAGAUACAGCGACAGCGCGCCACUGCAGACAUUCAAGCUCUUAGUCGCGCAAAGGAUGAGGCUGUCCACAAUCCUGAGGCCUUUAUAAGGGACCUUGCCACCGGCAAAAUCAACGCGCCUGCGAACGGCGAUAGCGACAGCGACGAUGACGACGACAACGAUAACGACGAUGCGGAGAUGGGCGGCCAAAGCGCUGAUGCACAGAAAGGCCCCGGUCUAGGUUCCUUCAGCCAGCGCAUCACUACCGAACCACCAGCAUGGGCGAAUAUCCCUCAGCCGCAGAAUGUUGUUCGUUGCCCACCUAUAAACUGGUCACAGUAUGCCGUCGUCGGCGAUUCCCUCGACAAGCUUCACCAUGAGCAAGUCACACGUCCAAACCAAGGCACACCAGCCAGCGUGGGCGCAAAUGGCAUGUACGAGUUUAGAGGUGAAGGAAAACAAGAGAGAUAUCAAGGUGUUGCGGCGCCCUAUGCCCCAACUCAAGAUCGUUUGAACAAGAAGCCCAAGAGCAGAAAGUCGUAG
Messenger RNA from Fusarium sp. VM40, 777 nucleotides. Lineage: Eukaryota; Fungi; Ascomycota; Sordariomycetes; Hypocreales; Nectriaceae. The record is from the annotation of a GenBank genome assembly.